This is a messenger RNA of Microsporum canis CBS 113480, 6162 nucleotides long. Its product is annotated as HEAT repeat protein. NCBI's taxonomy places the organism in Eukaryota, Fungi, Ascomycota, Eurotiomycetes, Onygenales, Arthrodermataceae. The transcript is spliced from 6 exons. The record is from RefSeq and is a predicted model, not a curated record. Gene Ontology annotation, biological process: intracellular protein localization; retrograde transport, endosome to Golgi; endocytosis. The coding region runs from base 1 to 6162 and encodes 2053 amino acids. Gene Ontology annotation, cellular component: endocytic vesicle; Golgi apparatus; membrane.
AUGUCUGCCCCCGAAGCUGCUGCUCCCCGGCCCUCCAGCGACGGUUCUGUUCCACCUCGCACCGAACUCGACAUCUCGAAGCUCCAUGCCCUCCCCUCCGAACAACAGGACCUCUACCUCCUUACCUACACCUCAGAUCUUGUCCAGUAUACUGUGACUCUAGACAAGGAGACGCUCUGUGGACAGCAGAAUUUUAUAAAGCAGGAACUCUUUAAAAUCCUCCGCCUGGUCUCUCCGGUACCAACUCGGGUCAUUCGAAAUGGCAUAGGCCGUUGUUUCAGCGCCGUCUUUUCCAAAGGAAACAGAGCAACUCUAUUUGAUACUGUUACCGAGUUGAUAGGGAUUCUUAAUUCCGGCAAGAAUGAAGUUGAUUUGAAAACCAAGUUUGCUGCCGCUGCGGCUUUGGGGGAUAUAUUCGCUGCUGCGGGUGACGGCGCUGUGGGUCAAUCUGGUGCCACCUGUUCAGCGAUACUCAAGCUUCUUAAGCUGGCGCAGAACAAUGCAGGAUUGCGAUAUUGUGUGUUCACCUCGGUGCGGAAAAUAAUAGCUGGAAUUGGAGCGCCAAUCGAUGAAGCUACCGCCCGCGAUAUAUGGAAACAUGCUCGAAACUCGGCAGUGAAUGACAAAGCCCACAAUGUCCAAGCAGGGUCAUGCUCGUGUCUUCAAGAGCUGGUCAAGGCAACUCCCUAUUUUAGGAAUACCAACGAUUACGAGCAUUUGAAGGCUACUCUAUGGAAAGUUAUGGAUAGCCAUGUUGCCUCUGUGAGGCAUGGAGCAGCAGGCUGUCUCGCUGCUUUCUUAGUUAGAGCCCAUUCCACUGUCCCCAUCUUGAGCUCAAAACCUACCGCUCUCCGGUCCAAGAAACAGCUCAAAAGACAGUCUACCGGGCCCGUGGAUGGUGAUAUUAUCGAGAGAACCCAAUCUCCAUCAGGCCGCAAAGCUGACAGCUCGCUAUCCUUCAAGAUGGGUGACAUUCUAACACAGCUUUCGAACCACUACUGUAAAGCGUCAACAGGGAACCGUGCUAGAGCUGCAAUUGCAAUGUGCUAUGAGCUCCUUCUCAAGGACUUUGGUGGGAACAUAGUUGAGGACUAUUAUACGCAGAUUGCUGAUCAUUUGCUCGGCACCCUUUUGAAUCACCCAACUGUGACUUAUAGCCGGUACCGCCUACUUUUGACCCGGAAGUUUGUCAAACAUAUCCUAGAAGAUGUGCUAGGCCGUGAAAUGCUACGAGAGAGUAGUCAGUUGAGUGCAGUUAAAUGGAUCUCCAACAAUAUCCUCAAGGAUUAUCCCCAGGUGGUCCAGGAACGUCGAGAACCAAGCAAGUAUACUCUCAUAAGCGCCCUCAGCGCCCUCUCGUCGCUCAUCGAAUCUCUCGGGUCUGCCGCGGCGAUGAUCGCAGACUCGUGUCGGGAAGCCUUACUUCAGGUUCUUCAACACCCAAGUUUUAGUGUCCAAAUCCAUAUUUCCCAUUGCAUGCGUAACUUUGUUGUGGCAUGUCCUCAGCAGCUUCUUUCAUGUGUUACGGUGUGCAUGAACAGCUUAACUAGGGAGCUAGGCCAGCUGUCGUCUAUUCGCGUGUCUGCUCCUCGCUGUCUUGGUUAUGCGCACGCCCUCUCUGCUAUGCUAAGCACCUCGAGACUUCAACCUCUAUACGGCUCUGUCGAUGUUUACGCCCAAGUUUUGUCGCAAGCUACCGAUCUUCUCAAGACAAGCGGCAAUUCAGAGCUCCGGGUUGCCAGCACUCAAAUCCAGGUGGCCUGGAUUUUAAUUGGAGGACUCAUGCCACUAGGACCGAAUUUCACGAAGAUACAUCUUUCACAGCUCCUAUUGUUAUGGAAAAAUGCAUUAUCACCAAUUGCAAAAGAGACUUUGGCUAAGAGAGGCCCCUUGGAAAUGAGUUUCCUCGCCCAUGUCAGGGAAUGUGCCUUGAGCUCUAUACUCGUCUUUUUGGAAUAUAACAGUAAACUUAUUACUUUGGAUGGGUUGAAAAGGAUUGCUACGAUGCUACAGGGCACUGUUUCCUUUUUAGAGCAUCUCCCUAAACUUAAGUCCGUCGAAGAUAUCUCUCAACGGCUAUUUCCCUCACUACAGCUAGCAGAUUAUGCUACUUUGGUUCGUCGGCGAGUCCUACAAUGUUUUACGAAACUAGUGAACCUGAGCAACCUUAACCCUAUGGAUAACCUACCUCUCUCUGGUAUUCUAGGUCUAGCAAUAUCUUGUUUUGCCGAUCCAGAUGUCACCUCUGCAAACCCCUUAGAGACCUCUAUUGCCGCAUCCACAGCAAAUUUCGAUACCUUGUGGGAUCUUGACGAUAACUUCGGGUUUGGCGUUACAGGCCUUGUUCGAAAUUUUAUGCCAGGGCAACCGAAAUCCAGUCUCUUCGUUAAUACCAGUGUAACUGAAGCCACGAGCCAUCCGAUUGAUUCUUCUUUGACCACACCAAUGUGCAAUGCAAGGGAGCAUGAUUCAAUUCUGCUAUAUUUCUCCAAAAACAUCAAUUCGGAUUAUCUCCCCGAUCCUCCUCCAACUGAAGUUGUCAACUCAGCCAUUGAGUUAUUCUCCGUUACUCUACCUUUACAAAACCCAAAGGUCCAGGAAAGCAGCGUUGAGCAGAUUGCAACUAUGCUCUCAACCCAUAGCUUAAAUCGAAAUCCGGGGAGGAAGGCGGCUAUGACUGUGAAUAUUGCGAUUGCUCUCCUGUAUACACUUCGCGUUUCCGUAAACGAGACUCCAUAUCUCCCGGGGAAUCUGAAGCAUGUUGCAGUUGAAAAGAUUUUCCAGGAGCUUAUACAGAACUUUAUAACAAAUCCUGACUAUAUUAUCCGGAUCAUCGGAUUCGAGGGCCUUGGCCGCCUGUGCAACAGUUCCGGUAAUGCCUAUACGAAUUCGGAAAUAAAUAGACUUGUCGAUGUCAUCGUCGAAAAUCGUGAUCCCCAUGCGCGUGCUGGAUGCGCAGCUGCAUUAGGGUCCAUACACGCUCAAGUUGGAGGGAUGGCGGCAGGAUUCCACCUAAAAACUAUUGUGGGUGUUCUUAUGUCGUUAUGCAAUGACCCUCAUCCCGUCGUUCAUUUCUGGGCUUUAGAAGGAUUGGCUCGUGUUAUAGACUCUGCGGGCCUAACAUUUUCGGCCUACGUAUCUGGAGCAUUUGGAAUGUUAGCACGCCUAUAUGUUGCGGAUACCCAUAACCAUGAGGCCCCAUCAGUGGGGACUUCAAAUUUUGAAGCCGAAUUCUCGACACCAUUGGCCAUUGGCCGGUGUGUGGAUGCCCUAGUCAACGUGGUUGGGCCUGACCUCAGAGACGUUACAAAGACGAGGGACCUGGUAUUCACCAUUGUCAAGGAGUUCCAGCUGGAACGCGAUGCUCCUCUGAUAAACGUCAGUUCCCAAUGCCUUGACCAUUUGUCACUCUAUGCACCACAGUAUAUGGAUUUCUCGGGUUACGUUCAAUGGCUCCAGAAAGAAUUAGCAUCGACAGACAAACAAGUACAGCAAGCUGCAGUUUAUGGUCUAAGCAAUCUAAUGAAGAGGGAUGCUAAUCGAGUCAUUGAAACCGCAUCCGCAUCUUUUGAAGAUGAGUUAUGGAUAGCAAUCGACAAUGCUCCGGAGAAUAAACUUCUCCGAGAUAUUAUCAUAAAUUGGCUUCAGCAGACUGGAUUGACAAAUACGAAAACUUGGGUGGAACGAUGCCAAAAAGUUCUGACAAAAACCCGGGCUAAACGCGAUGACAUUCAUUCUCCACCCCCAGUCACUGCUACUGCUGCUGCAGGGCCCGACCUCCCCGAUGACGAGGUUGCUGGCUUUGCCACCGCAGUUGCUGGUGAUAACAGAGAAGCAAAUGAUACGUCUGCCGGUGGACAAGAGCUACUGAAAUGGCAGACUCGAAACUUCGUCAUUGGGUGUCUUAGCGAACUCCUAACAAUGGUCCAGAGUGAAAUAUUACCUGAUCAAACCAUCCCAGCCGAGGCUGCACUACAAGAAAGAGUUGGAGACAUUGUGCGAAUGGCGUUUUCUGCUUCAACGGCUAAUGUCAUAGACCUACGUAUUUGGGGACUAAAGAUAUUGGAUCAGGUUCUCAAGUUAUUUGGCCGAACACCGGACCCCGAUUUUGCUGAAGCAUCUCUACUUGAGCAAUAUCAAGCCCAGAUUGCAUCUGCCUUAACGCCAGCAUUUGCUGCGGACUCGUCUCCAGAGCUUGUUUCUGAGGCCAUAAACGUGUGUGCAACAUUCGUUGGAACAGGGAUAGUUACCAGCGUUGAAAGAAUGGGUCGUAUCUUCAAGCUUCUCGUCGUAGGGCUUGAGAACUUUGCCAAAAUUGGAGACCUCAAAGGACUCAACUCCAACGCACAAGUGAUGGCAAGACUAGCAUUGUAUUCUGCGUGGGCGCGGCUACAGAUUUCUAGCGGUGAACAGAACUACCUUGUAGCCAUAGUAUCUCCCUACACGGCGAUGUUAACUCCACUCUGGCUCUCUUCUCUUCAGGAGUUUGCACGAUUAAGGUUCGAACCGGAGAUAUCUAGCACGAUGGACUCACUGAGGUUAUCCGAUAGCCCUGAUGAUAUAUAUGCAGCGCUUAAUCGAGAAAUUCUUCUCAAGUUCUAUCAAGAUUCUUGGCUAAAUUUCGUCGAUGCUAUCGCGAGUCUUGUCGAAAAAGACAGCGAUUUUGUCUUCGAUGCAUUGAACGGAAAGCAGGAUCUUCAAAAAACGGAGAGUUGCAAAGAUACACCUGUUCAGAAUGACGAAAUAAAAGCCAAAGGAAAUCAAAUUAAUUACCGUGAUGAACCGGUGGCUUUCUUCUUCGUCCUCUUUGGACUGGCAUUUGACGCUUUGGUUAGCCAAAGCAGCACCCCAUCCCAAACACUCGAAAUUCUUCAGGCUUUGCAGAAAAUACUACAUCCCUCAGUUGCUGGGAAUGCAGUUUAUCAGGACGCCGUGUUCUCUGAGACAAUCGAUACCUUGAACAGAAUGGUAAUGACUGAAAAUUUAGCCAUCCAAUCUGUCAUAAUUCAGAUUGUCCGAAGUCUCUCUCUCCACCACCCUUCUGCAACAAGAGAUAGCACUUCUACGGAGCAUUUAUCGGACGACAUCGAACAGUUGUUUGAGCUUACACGCAAUAUUAUACUCGUGAUUGCAGGUGUAUUACCAAAUCUUGGAGAGUCAUCGCCUAAAGCCCGAUCAGAUGUCUCAGAGGAGUCGAUAUCACUAAUCCAACAUUCUCUCUCUUCGUUGGUGGAUAUUACGUCUGUAUUCCCGGCAAUCAUUCGGGAUGACCUGCACACUUGCAUAAUGCACAUAUUUACUACAGUUUUUGCCACUGGUAGUUGUCAGGCAGAAAUCGUUCCCAAAAUCCUCCCAAUCUUCAAACGCUUCCUCCAAAAGCUAUGUCCAUCUCGCAACUCUCAAACACAAGAAGCCACUGCCCAUGGUACGGAGGCUAUUAGUGUCAGCCGUCAAAUCCGGGGUUGUUUGGCAAGAUUCCUAGGCAUCCUAACUGUUGCGCAACGGCGAGAAUCAGAUAGUUCUCUUGCUUGUGCAAAAAAUGCCCUUCUUGGUAUAACAAUUCUCCUGACAAGCGCUGCUUCUGAUAUUCCACCUCAAGACCCGUUGGUCACUCGAGCCAUGCAGGAAUUGCUUGAUUGUUUACAGGAUCUAGGCCUCGGAAGUGUUGCAGCAGGUUGUAUUCGCUCCCUCCUUCUAAACCCUGGCACUCGCUCUACCACCGAUGAUAUCAUUGCUCGUACACUCUUCCCCAGACUCCUAGCCUUCAUAACGCAGACCCCCAUGGGUAACGAUAAUGAGCCCCCAAUUGAUCCCGAGAAUAUGAAAUCUACUAUCACCCAAACUCUUGUCUCCUUUGUGGGAUCGCCAGCCCUUUCCAAGGCUGCCAUUCCCACCGCUAUGUCAUUGUUGAUUCCAGCUCUAUUGACACGAGCUAGACUUGAAGGAACUUCUGUUCACCAAGAGACUGCCAGUAGGUUACUAGAGCUGGCAAAAGUAGAUCAGACUACUUUCAGGGGGUUCGCUACCAAGAUAGAGCCAGAAUCGAAAAGCCUUCUAGAGGAAAUUCUCAAAACAGUUGGGCGAAAAGAAGACACAAACCAGCGAAAUGACCAGGAGCAGGAAAGGAAUGCUCCCAGUAUUGCUUUACGCUUGGAUUUCUAA